AUGGCAGACAAGACUGGUCCCAUGAUAGCCUCUGUGCCAAACCACUUAUUGACAAAUCACACCACUGCCCCAUGGGAGCCCACUGUUCCUGCCAAUGUGGGCAUUGUCACCAGCUCCCAGUCCCAGAUCAAAGACCUAUUUGGGUUGUUCUGCAUGGUGACCCUUAACCUCAUUGCUCUGUUGGCCAACACCGGUGUGAUGGUGGCUAUUGCUCGUGCCCCUCACCUAAAGAGGUUUGCUUUUGUAUGCCACCUUUGUUCCGUGGACCUGCUGUGUGCCAUCCUACUCAUGCCUUUGGGGAUCAUAUCCAGCUCACCCUUUUUUGGCACUGUGGCUUUUACAGUCCUGGAGUGUCAGGUUUACAUCUUCCUCAAUGUGUUCCUCAUCUGUCUGUCCAUUCUCACCAUCACAGCCAUCAGUGUGGAGCGCUACUUCUACAUUGUACAUCCCAUGCGCUAUGAGGUCAAGAUGACCAUCAACCUCGCAAUUGGUGUCAUGCUCCUAAUCUGGGUGAAGUCACUCAUCCUGGCUUUGGUCACAUUGUUUGGGUGGCCAGCUUAUGGACCUCAGAGCUCUAUAGCUGCAGGUCACUGCUCUCUCCACGCGAGUCACAGUCGUCUAAGAGGUGUGUUUGCUGUGCUCUUCAGUGGGGUCUGUUUCCUGAUUCCUGCAGUGGUUAUCUUUACUGUUUAUUGUGCUGUGUACAAGGUGGCUCGUUCAGCAGCUAUGCAGCAAGUCCCUGCUGUGCCAACAUGGGCUAAUGUGAGUCCUGCAAAGAAUCGCUCUGACUCCAUCAACAGCCAGACCACCAUGAUUGCCACCACUCGCACUCUUCCACAAAGAUUAUCUCCAGAAAGAGCCUUCAGUGGAGGCAAGGCAGCCCUGACUCUGGUGUUCAUCGUGGGUCAGUUCUUGGUUUGUUGGCUGCCCUACUUCACCUUCCACUUGCAAAUGUCUCUAACUGGCUCCAUGCACAGCCCCGGGGACUUAGAGGAGGCAGUCACCUGGUUGGCCUACUCCUCCUUUGCAGUUAACCCCUUCUUCUAUGGCCUGCUGAACAGGCAGAUCAGAGAAGAGCUGGUGAAGUUCCGACGCUGCUGCUUGACCCAGCCGGCAGAGUUUGGAACGUCCAGCCACGAGGGUUCCCUUCAAGAGAACUUCCUCCAGUUCAUCCAGAGAACCAGCAGCACAACUGAGACUACGUCAAACUCUGUCAACUCACGUCCUAAAAACACUUCAGACAAGGGGAUGAAGAUCCCCGGACAAAUACCAGAGGAUAACACUUAGAUAUUAACAACACAAGUUUUGA
Messenger RNA from Notolabrus celidotus (New Zealand spotty), 1309 nucleotides. RefSeq names its product G protein-coupled receptor 61-like (gene gpr61l). Gene Ontology annotation, cellular component: plasma membrane; signaling receptor complex; endosome. NCBI's taxonomy places the organism in Eukaryota, Metazoa, Chordata, Actinopteri, Labriformes, Labridae. Gene Ontology annotation, biological process: G protein-coupled receptor signaling pathway. The record is from RefSeq and is a predicted model, not a curated record. Bases 1 to 1287 code for a protein of 428 amino acids. Gene Ontology annotation, molecular function: G protein-coupled receptor activity. The transcript has a single exon.